This is a messenger RNA of Baudoinia panamericana UAMH 10762, 797 nucleotides long. RefSeq lists its product as uncharacterized. The coding region runs from base 66 to 638 and encodes 190 amino acids. NCBI's taxonomy places the organism in Eukaryota, Fungi, Ascomycota, Dothideomycetes, Mycosphaerellales, Teratosphaeriaceae. The record is from RefSeq and is a predicted model, not a curated record. The transcript is spliced from 4 exons. Gene Ontology annotation, cellular component: cytosol; membrane; intracellular membrane-bounded organelle. Gene Ontology annotation, molecular function: calcium ion binding.
CAAGCGAUUGCUCUGACAACGAGGUACCUUGAGCUGUCACUCGCGUGACAUCCGGAUCGCCCAGCAUGGGCAAAAGUCAGAGCAAGCUCUCGCCGCAAGAGCUGCAAGACCUGCAGAAAGCGACGCACUUCGACAAGAAGGAGUUGCAGCAAUGGUACAAAGGCUUCCACAACGACUGCCCCUCCGGCCUCCUAACCAAAGCCGAAUUCCAAAAAGUCUACAAGCAGUUCUUCCCCUUCGGCGACCCCUCCACCUUCGCCGACUACAUCUUCAACGUUUUCGACGCCGACAAAUCCGGCACCAUCGACUUCAAAGAGUACAUCUGCGCCUUAUCCGUCACCUCGCGCGGCAAAAUGGAAGAUAAACUCGACUGGGCGUUCCAACUCUACGACAUUGACGGCGACGGCAAGAUCACGUUUCAGGAGAUGCUGAGUAUUGUCGAGGCGAUAUAUAAGUUGGUGGGGAGUAUGGUGCGGUUGCAGGAGGAUGAGAAUACGCCGGAGAAGCGGGUGAGGAAGAUUUUCCGGUUGAUGGAUAAGGAUGAGAAUGGGAGCUUGGAUAUGGCGGAGUUUAAGGAGGGGUGCAAGCGAGAUGAGACGAUCGUAUCUGCACUGUCGCUAUACGAUGGGCUGGUAUGAGUGGCAAUUGUAGCGUCUUCGAGCGGAAAGGCAAGGCUUAAGGCAAUGCUCAUGAUGUACGGCGCUACGGUGUCCCGGCCCGGUGUGGCGAAUACGCUGGGAUUGCAAUAUCAUAAGCUGUGUAUCCCAGUAUGCUGAUGCGACAUCCGACCCUGUCGU